Cryptotermes secundus is the source of this 1317-nucleotide messenger RNA. RefSeq names its product caspase-1. The coding region runs from base 45 to 959 and encodes 304 amino acids. The record is from RefSeq and is a predicted model, not a curated record. The transcript is spliced from 6 exons. Gene Ontology annotation, cellular component: cytoplasm. NCBI's taxonomy places the organism in Eukaryota, Metazoa, Arthropoda, Insecta, Blattodea, Kalotermitidae. Gene Ontology annotation, biological process: apoptotic process; proteolysis.
CUGGGUGUGUGUCGGAUAGCCUUGCAAAGUGUUAGCCGCGGAACAUGGAUUCAAGCAGGAAGGAAGAGUUUGUUGGCCAGGAGAUGCUAGCGCACGCAUCUGAGCACACAAACGAGGUAGACGCGUGGGGCUUCAGCCCAAAGAUCAGGAGAGUCAGCGAGUUGCCGGACGCUACUGACCUCAACAGCCUGCCAGCGAAAGGUUCCGGGUGCGACAGAGACGCCGAGGAAUAUAACAUGUGUCAUCCAAGGCGCGGCGUCGCGCUUAUCUUCAAUCACCAGAAGUUUGAUGGGAUGCCGUCCCGGUCUGGGACCGCCAGGGACUGCGAGAAUCUGUCCUUCCAGCUGAGGAACCUGGGGUUCGAGAUCCGAGUCUACAACGACCUCGCCUACACGGAGCUGUCUGCAAUGCUCAGAAAGACGGCAACUGAGGACCACAGUACGGCGGAUUGCCUGCUCGUGGUCGUGAUGUCACACGGUGAGGCCGGCUACCUGCAUACACGUGACACAAAGUAUCGGACGCAGGAACUGUGGUUACGUUUCACGGGAGACAAAUGCUCCACGCUGGUCGGCAAGCCCAAACUCUUCUUCAUACAGGCCUGUCGAGGGACCAAGGUGGACUCCGGCGUGGCGGUUGAUCAAGUAGACGGCUACGACCAGCCAUACGUCAUCCCUACGCAAGCCGACUUUCUCAUCGCUUACUCUACAAUGGAAGAUCACUACUCUUGGCGAAAUCCUCGUCAUGGCGCGUGGUUCAUCCAGGCACUGUGUGACGAGCUUCGCCUCCACGGCCUCACCCGUGACCUCUUGACCUUGCUGACCUUCGUGUGUCGGCGCGUGGCAAUUGACUUCCGCUCAAACGUUCCAGGCAACGAAGAAAUGGACCUCAAGAAACAAGUGCCCACCAUCACUUCCAUGCUAACCAGACUCGUAUACUUCGGCCAGAAGCAGUCCAAGUGACCGCCUUCACUCUCUGGAUGCUGGCAGCUGUCCGCGGAAGCCUGAGCUGCCCAGUUCAUGCCCCGGCGUGACCCAGUCUGAGGGGGACCCUGUCUCGCUUCAUAACGCCUGAAUAGGACUACUGGCAGACUAUAUUCACUCACAUCAGGACGGAUUAUUGUAACUAUGAAACCAAUUUAUGCAUACAGUGCGCCAACCAUUAACCAUCACAGGCUUCAACGUGAAGUAAACUCUGUAUUUUGAAACUGCACUACAACUGGGUCUUUGCUGUGACUUUUAAAAUAACAGCUAUCAUUUCUCUAAACAGGCGUAACCGAUUUAUUCUUAUAACGGAGGCGCACUUUGUUUUGUGAGAGGU